Drepanopeziza brunnea f. sp. 'multigermtubi' MB_m1 is the source of this 1419-nucleotide messenger RNA. RefSeq lists its product as uncharacterized. Gene Ontology annotation, molecular function: hydrolase activity, hydrolyzing O-glycosyl compounds. Lineage: Eukaryota; Fungi; Ascomycota; Leotiomycetes; Helotiales; Drepanopezizaceae. The record is from RefSeq and is a predicted model, not a curated record. Gene Ontology annotation, biological process: carbohydrate metabolic process.
AUGGAGAACGAGUCGCGACACAGAGGGAGCGCCGUCUCGGGCAACAACUCUGCCGCGACGACGCCAAUGCGUCCAGGGACGCCAGAGAGCAGGAGUGGCCCAUUCGGCGAUGAGAUCUCCCCCGCGCCUCCACUAAAUCCAUUCGGAACCCCGUAUACCUCGAGACCAGCAUCCUCAGUCGGCUCCUCUUCAGCGGUGCGAUCACUGCCGACCAGAUACUUCCACUCGCGACGAGUGCGCAAGGGCGAGGUCGAGAAGCCAUGGAUGGACAAGAAGGACCCCAAGGAGAAAUGGGUCACGAUCAUUCCUCUGAUCGGCUUGCUGUUAGGAUUUGGUGUCGCGGGGUUUCUAGUCUACGACGGUCUUUCUUCCGUCGUCAAGCACACCUACUGCCCGGUUAUGACGGACGAUUUCUCCAGUGGGAGCUUGAACACUGAUAUCUGGACAAUGGAGGCGGAGGUGGGUGGUUUCGGCAACGGUGAAUUCGCGCAGACCACCAGCGACGGUAAGAACGUCUACAUCGAGAACGGCAAGCUCAUCAUCAAGCCCACCCUCCAAGAUGCGAGCCUCAUCGAGCAAAACAGCGUCGUCAACCUCACCAAGGACGGGACCUGCACAUACGAUGCUUCCAGAGGGUCCCUCGACGCUAAACUCAAGGCCUGCGCCGCCGUGACCAACCUCACUACGGGCGAGAUCGUGCCCCCCGUCCUCUCUGGCCGCAUCAACACCAAGAAAGGCGCAACCAUCAGAUACGGCCGCGUAGAGGUGACGGCCAAGAUGCCCUCGGGUGACUGGCUCUGGCCCGCCAUCUGGAUGCUGCCCGUAAACGAGACGUACGGGCCGUGGCCUCUGUCGGGAGAGAUUGACAUUGCCGAGUCCCGCGGGAACAACCACACUUACGAGCAAGGUGGGAACAACAUCGUCUCCUCUGCUCUGCACUGGGGCCCCGACUCAGCGAACGAUGCCUGGUGGCGCACCAACGUCAAGAGGAGCGCUCUCCACACCACCUACGCGAAGACCACGCACACCUUCGGCAUGGAGUGGUCCGAGAAAUACCUCUUCACCUACAUCAACACGCGCCUCCUGCAGGUCCUCUACACCAACUUCAACAAGCCUCUCUGGGAGCGGGGUAGCUUCCCUCUGUCCGAUUCGAACGGCACGCGGCUCGUGGACGUCUGGUCCCAGACCGGUCGCGAUCAGACACCUUUCGAUCAGGAUUUCUACCUGAUCUUGAACGUGGCCGUUGGUGGCACCAAUGGGUGGUUCGAGGACGGCAAGAGUGAGAAGCCGUGGCUCGACACCAGCACCACGGCCGCGAGGGACUUUUGGAGCCAGCGCGAUCAGUGGCUCCCGACGUGGCAGGAGAAGGGGGCUGGACAGAUGGAGGUCAGUAAAGUGCAGAUGUGGCAGCAGUGCUAG